AUGGCUUUCAUUUCCAGAUCGAAACCCCAUCUGUUGAGAGCUAGGGUUUAUCUCUCGCUUCCCAGAUCGUCAGACUCGGCUUUCCUCUCAUCCUCCCGUUUAUUCAGCUCAAUUGAAGUCACCCAGAAUCCAGUCGCAGACCCAGAAACCCAAUCUGCAGAUGCUGUGAAACCCGAGACGAAGAAUCUGGGCUCAAUCCCAGCGGAAGGGAGGCUCCCCAGGGAGAGAUUCCAGCGAGGUAAGCGUCAAAACCAUGAAAAUCUAGAGGAUACGAUAUGUAGAAUGAUGGAUAAUCGGGAAUGGACGACCCGAUUACAGAACUCGAUCCGAGAUCUCGUACCCGAAUGGGAUCAUUCGCUGGUGUAUAACGUCUUGCACGGUGCCCGGAAACUCGAUCACGCCCUCCAGUUCUUCCGGUGGUCGGAGAGAUCCGGAUUGAUCCGCCACGAUAGAGAUACGCAUAUGAAAAUGAUUGAGAUGCUGGGGCAGGCCGAGAAGCUCAACCAUGCUCGGUGCAUUCUCUUGGAUAUGCCUGAAAAGGGUGUUCCUUGGGACGAGGACAUGUUUGUGGUGCUCAUAGAUAGCUAUGGCAAAGCCGGUAUCGUUCAGGAGUCUGUUAAAAUCUUCCAGAAGAUGAAGGAUUUGGGUGUGGAGAGGACGAUCAAGUCGUACGAUACUCUGUUCAAGGUGAUUCUCAGGCGUGGUAGGUACAUGAUGGCGAAACGGUACUUCAACAAGAUGGUUAGUGAAGGUAUAGAGCCGAGCAGGCACACUUACAAUCUGAUGCUUUGGGGAUUCUUCUUGUCUCUGAGGCUAGAGACUGCCUUGAGGUUCUUUGAAGAUAUGAAAACUCGAGGGAUCUCGCCGGAUGUUGUGACCUACAACACUAUGAUCAAUGGGUUCUGCCGGUUUAAGAAGAUGGACGAGGCGGAGAAGUUUUUCGUGGAGAUGAAAGGGAAAAACAUCGAGCCUAGUGUUGUGAGUUACACGACGAUGAUCAAAGGGUAUCUUUCAGUGGACAGAGUUGAUGACGGGUUGAGAGUCUUUGAGGAGAUGAGAUCUUUUGGUAUUGAGCCCAAUGCUACCACGUACUCCACGUUGUUGCCAGGUCUGUGUGAUGCUGGUAAAAUGGUGGAGGCUAAGACUAUCUUGAAGAGCAUGAUGGCGAAACACAUUGCUCCGAAAGAUAACUCCAUCUUCCUAAAGCUUUUGGUCUCCCAGAGCAAAGCUGGGGAUAUGGCGGCUGCCACUGAGGUGCUCAAAGCCAUGGCGACGCUGAACGUUCCAGCAGAAGCUGGACACUACGGUGUCUUGAUCGAGAAUCAAUGCAAGGCUAAUGCAUACAAUCGUGCUAUCAAGCUUUUAGACAUUCUACUUGAGAAAGAAAUCAUAUUGAGGCAUCAGGAUACUCUGGAAAUGGAGCCCACCGCUUACAACCCAAUCAUCGAGUAUUUGUGCAACAAUGGCCAAACCUCGAAAGCGGAGGUGCUUUUCAGGCAGCUGAUGAAAAGAGGUGUGCAAGACCAAGAUGCAUUGAACAAUCUGAUCCGUGGUCACGCGAAGGAAGGAAACCCAGAUUCUAGCUACGAUAUUCUGAAGAUCAUGUCGAGGAGAGGUGUCCCUAGAGAAGCAAACGCGUACGAGCUGCUCAUCAAGAGCUACAUGAGCAAAGGCGAGCCUGGAGACGCCAAAACCGCGCUGGACAGCAUGAUCGAAGACGGACAUGUCCCGGACUCAUCUCUUUUCAGGUCAGUGAUUGAGAGUUUGUUUGAGGAUGGUAGGGUGCAGACGGCAAGCCGUGUGAUGAUGAUCAUGAUUGAUAAAAACGUUGGCAUCGAAGAAAACAUGGAUUUGGUUGCCAAGCUCUUGGAAGCUCUCUUGAUGAGAGGGCACGUGGAAGAAGCCCUUGGCCGUAUUGAUCUUCUGAGUCAAAACGGACACACCGCUGAUCUGGACAGCCUCUUAUCCGUCCUGAGCGAGAAAGGGAAGACGAUUGCAGCAUUGAAGCUGUUAGAUUUCGGGUUGGAGAGGGAUCUUAGCUUGGAGUUUUCGAGCUACGAGAAGGUGUUGGAUGCGCUUUUAGGAGCUGGUAAGACUCUGAACGCGUACUCGGUUCUGUGUAAGAUCAUGGAGAAAGGAAGUGUAAGCGACUGGAAGAGCUGCGAUGAACUGAUCAAGAGCUUGAACCAGGAAGGGAACACCAGGCAAGCAGAUGUUCUUUCUAGAAUGAUCAAGAAGGGACCAGGAUUCAAGAAAGACAAGAAACAGAACACUGUCUCUCUAUAG
Molecule: messenger RNA, 2286 nt
Organism: Thlaspi arvense
Lineage: Eukaryota; Viridiplantae; Streptophyta; Magnoliopsida; Brassicales; Brassicaceae
Source: the annotation of a GenBank genome assembly